Lynx canadensis (Canada lynx) is the source of this 1266-nucleotide messenger RNA. RefSeq names its product POU class 4 homeobox 1 (gene POU4F1). NCBI's taxonomy places the organism in Eukaryota, Metazoa, Chordata, Mammalia, Carnivora, Felidae. Gene Ontology annotation, biological process: regulation of transcription by RNA polymerase II. The record is from RefSeq and is a predicted model, not a curated record. Gene Ontology annotation, molecular function: RNA polymerase II cis-regulatory region sequence-specific DNA binding; DNA-binding transcription factor activity, RNA polymerase II-specific. The transcript is spliced from 2 exons. The coding region runs from base 1 to 1266 and encodes 421 amino acids.
AUGAUGUCUAUGAACAGCAAGCAGCCUCACUUUGCCAUGCAUCCCACCCUCCCUGAGCACAAGUACCCGUCGCUGCACUCCAGCUCUGAGGCCAUCCGGCGGGCCUGCCUACCCACGCCGCCGCUGCAGAGCAACCUCUUCGCCAGCCUAGACGAAACGCUGCUGGCGCGGGCAGAGGCGCUGGCGGCCGUGGACAUCGCCGUGUCCCAGGGCAAGAGCCACCCAUUCAAGCCAGACGCCACGUACCACACGAUGAACAGCGUGCCAUGCACGUCCACGUCCACCGUGCCGCUGGCGCACCACCACCACCACCACCACCACCACCAGGCGCUCGAGCCUGGCGACCUGCUGGACCAUAUUUCGUCGCCCUCGCUCGCGCUCAUGGCCGGCGCGGGUGGUGCGGGCGCGGCGGGCGGCGGCGGCGGCGCCCACGAUGGCCCGGGGGGCGGCGGCGGCCCGGGGGGCGGCGGCGGCCCAGGCGGCGGCGGCCCCGGGGGCGGCGGCGGCGGCGGUGGCCCGGGGGGCGGCGGCGGCGGCCCGGGCGGCGGGCUGCUCGGCGGCUCGGCGCACCCGCAUCCGCACAUGCACGGCCUAGGCCACCUGUCGCACCCGGCGGCGGCGGCCGCCAUGAACAUGCCGUCGGGUCUGCCGCACCCCGGGCUGGUGGCGGCGGCGGCGCACCACGGCGCGGCGGCGGCGGCGGCGGCGGCGGCGGCCGGGCAGGUGGCGGCGGCGUCGGCGGCAGCGGCCGUGGUGGGCGCGGCGGGCCUGGCGUCCAUCUGCGACUCGGACACGGACCCGCGCGAGCUCGAGGCGUUCGCCGAGCGCUUCAAGCAGAGGCGCAUCAAGCUGGGCGUGACGCAGGCCGACGUGGGCUCGGCGCUGGCCAACCUCAAGAUCCCGGGCGUGGGCUCGCUCAGCCAGAGCACCAUCUGCAGGUUCGAGUCGCUCACGCUCUCGCACAACAACAUGAUCGCGCUCAAGCCCAUCCUGCAGGCGUGGCUCGAGGAGGCCGAGGGCGCGCAGCGCGAGAAAAUGAACAAGCCCGAGCUCUUCAACGGCGGCGAGAAGAAGCGCAAGCGGACUUCCAUCGCAGCGCCGGAGAAGCGCUCCCUCGAGGCCUACUUCGCCGUACAACCCCGGCCCUCCUCCGAGAAGAUCGCCGCCAUCGCCGAGAAACUGGACCUCAAAAAGAACGUGGUGCGGGUGUGGUUUUGCAACCAGAGACAGAAGCAGAAGCGGAUGAAAUUCUCCGCCACUUACUGA